This is a messenger RNA of Liolophura sinensis, 1416 nucleotides long. RefSeq lists its product as uncharacterized. Bases 142 to 1389 code for a protein of 415 amino acids. NCBI's taxonomy places the organism in Eukaryota, Metazoa, Mollusca, Polyplacophora, Chitonida, Chitonidae. The record is from RefSeq and is a predicted model, not a curated record. The transcript has 3 exons.
CGUCAGUUAUGCGUUCCCCGGUGCAACCAGACUCGAAACACUACUAACGGUGAGUGGAUAUCUGGAUGUGGGUCUAUCAUCUUUCCUCGCUUUCCUGAACAAAAUGUUUGCAGAAUCGCUUUAGUGUGGUAGCCAAAACUCAUGACGGCAGCCGCCAAAAUAUCGAUGAAGAAUGGAAUCUUUGUUAUUCUGGGCUGUGUUCUAGUCGUCACGAUAGUUUUAGGCGUUUUCACAACAUCAGAGUAUAGCCCGACUUUCUUUAAUCGGAUACUCUCAUUUCCUCCAUCCCUACACCGGCACUCGCCUGUCCGUGAUGAGCCGGGUUCCCGUUCUCAGUCGCAUCAUGGUCAGGCAUUAAUCGACUGCUUGACAGAUGGAGUGUGGAAACGAGACUCCAGUCAAGAUUUCACAGGGUUGCAAGAAAAACUUGACGAAUUUAUCAGGAAAACCAGGGACAGUUAUAAGUUACCAAAUCCUUUGCAAAGAAAGGACAGCCUUUGCGGUAAUGUGACGUUCGGUGAAGGCUUAAAUUUUUUUCGUGCGGUGUGCGAUCCAUUUCUGUCGACGCCAUGUUGUUUUCAGGGCACGUGCAAGAGUAUUUCCGAAGAACUCUGCAUGUGCCCGGAAUGUUACGAUCUUCGACAAAACAUGCACGGCGAAAUGUCCGAAUGGAUCGGCUCCCGGACUGAUUGCCAACUGAAAAAAUUUACCAAUGAAGAAGCAUGCAGUGUUUUGCGAGAUCGACAAAUUGUCUUCAUCGGCGACUCGUUCAUGCGACAGAUGUUCAUGGGUUUGCAGAUUCUCCUCAGCAACAAUGACAUCGACUCCUGCAUGAGGGCCAAAAUGUCCCCAGAAAUGGAGAAGCAUUGCAAGUGGUUGUACAUGUUUACCAAAGAGUGUCGUCCUUUUGUGGCUAAGAAGGACUUACGGUGUCGUGGUACUGUCACCCUGCACUACUACGAGUGCUUCACUCCGGGAUCUUUUAAUGUCACCCCUCACGUGCAGAAGCAUUGCGGCUCGGUCUCGACGUUGUUUGUGUUCGGCUUCGGACUGCACUACAAGUAUAACGCCCAGAAACUGAUCAAAGAGCUGGUUGCACCUAUUCUCAAGCAGCUGCACGCAAACCCUGCGUAUGUGGAAACCAAGCUGGUCUGGAUGCUACCUCACUCAAUGGGCAUGCUCCACCAACAGACACAACCUUUACAGGUGCUCAGCUUCAAUUCCAAAUUACGACAAUACCUGAGCCCACUUGCGGUACCGGUUAUAGACACCUUCAACCUAACCCGGAAUCUAAUCACGUACGAUGGUUCUCACUAUACUAAAGCCGCCAACCUCCUUAAAGUGCAGAUCCUCCUAAAUUACUUGGCGGAUCAGGGCGGCCAUUUCUGAUCAUCAAGCCGCACUUCCGGUGCGUUC